Messenger RNA from Pimephales promelas (fathead minnow), 1709 nucleotides. Lineage: Eukaryota; Metazoa; Chordata; Actinopteri; Cypriniformes; Leuciscidae. The record is from RefSeq and is a predicted model, not a curated record.
CAAGACGCCCAGGUGAUCUUCGUAGUUGUGGUCGACAUCGGUUCUCUUUCAAAAGAUUGAGAUCUGAUUCAAACAAUGGGCACUAUUACUAAUACAGAAAAUAAUUUUCAAAUUACUGAUACCAUUUUAUUUCCUAGUGCAAAUUUAUAUUCUUAUGGGAAUAAAUUAAAAAUACCAUAUUUUGCUUCAAAUUUUCAUUUUAAUAAAACUUUAGAUGACAGUUUUGAAAAAUUGGAAUCUACACCUGGUCCUCUACUUAUCAAAAAUGGCAAAAUUAUGCCAAAUAACAAUGUAAAAUUCAAAAAACAACCUUCCUGCUUUAUUUUAAUUUGGCCAUCGGAUGAGAAAAGUGAGAUCAGCUAUGGUCAAGGGAUUUAUUACGGACAAAAUUUAAUCAUGACGGCCAAACAUGUUUUAGGAAAUAACUAUUUAAAAAAAUUCAAAAUAUAUGUCCUUUUUUUCCCAACUUUUGAAAGUUCGAAAAUGCACAAUUUUGAAUAUUGUUUAAUAUAUAAAUGCUACAAUACCUUACCCCCCUUUCCUAAUAGAUAUUUUGUAAAUCAGGACAUUGCUUUAAUUAAAUUACAAGGAUGUUCAGAUACUCUAGAAAACAUAAAAUUAGGCAAAUUACAUAAAGAUGACUAUGUAUAUUUUAACAUUUUAGAGUCAGGACAAUUUGUAAGAAAACGCAGUGAAAUCAAAAACCCAAAUUCAGACAUGAAAAAGCAAAUGUCAGCAAAUGAAUUUGUUAUUUCUAUAGCGGGUAAAGACGGAGACAGUGGAACUCCUAUUUUAAGUAAGAAUGGCAUGUGUGUUGGAAUAUAUAUUGGUGCUUUUAAAGCAAAGAACUCGUUAAAACCUUUGGAAUAUGGCAGAGCUUUACAAUUUGAUAGAAAUUUUAUUGAAAAUGGAAUCACUAAAAACCCAAAUUCAGACAUGAAAAAGCAUAUGUCAGCAAAUGAAUUUGCUAUUCCUAUAGCGGGCAAAGACGGAGACAGCGGAACUCCUAUUUUUUCAAGUAAGACUGACACGUGUGUUGAAAUAUAUAUUGGUGAUUUUGAAACAAAGAACUCAUUGAAACCUUUGGAAUAUGGCAGAGCUUUACAAUUUGUUACAAAUUUUAUUGAAAACAAUCCCAUGACUUCAUUUUUUUCUGUUUCUGAACUAUUUAAACUAAUUUUAUAUUACUUUAAUUUUAAAGUAUGAUGAUGAUUGUUUUUAUUAUUCAAUUCAAUUUUAUUUGUAUAGCAUUUUCUUGACCAAGUAAGAACUCCAGCAGCUCAAGCUUGUUUAUUGCGGUUGCAAUAAACUAUCUGUUCUUUAUUUAUUCAUAAAGAACAGACAAUAUUUUAAUUUCUAUAAUGUUAAAAAGCCCUUUUAUAAAAAAAUAUAUAUAAUAUAUCUAAAAUAAAGUAAUUACUUAUAAAAAAAUGACAAAGAAAUAUAUCUAUAAUGAAAAUGUGGAAAUAUAGAUAUAUUUUAACAGUGUUUCUUAGUCUUGCUCAUUAUGCAUCCUGUAGCAACCCUAAAGUUGAUGGGUUAAAUCUGGUGUGGAAAAUAAGAAAGAUAACCAAAAAGUGGAGUGUUUAGGUGGGAUGGGAGUGGCAGGUGUAGGGAUGGAGCAGAGGAUGGACUAAGAAACACUUUUAAAAGUUUGUUUGCCCGCAUAAUCUUAAAGGGUUAGUUCACCCAAAAAUGAAAAUUCUGUC